Molecule: messenger RNA, 1610 nt
Organism: Saitoella complicata NRRL Y-17804
Lineage: Eukaryota; Fungi; Ascomycota; Saitoellomycetes; Saitoellales; Saitoellaceae
Product: MFS general substrate transporter
Exons: 1
Coding region: 109-1581 (490 amino acids)
Biological process (GO): transmembrane transport
Cellular component (GO): membrane
Molecular function (GO): transmembrane transporter activity
Source: RefSeq, a predicted model, not a curated record
CGAAACUCUGCCCCACAACAGCUGAUCUGGUCCUCCAUCCAUAUUCCUACAUAAGGCCUUCGACCUCCAUCCCCGUUCUGCGCACUCGUGCCUCCCGCCCCAGUCAACAUGUCCUCCUCCGCUGCACUCGUGAGCUCGAACGAAAAGAACGAUGUCCAAUACAUCGAAGACACCACCUCCGCCCUCCCACCCCUCCCGCCGACUGACCCUGUUCUCGAACGUCGACUUCUCCUCAAGCUCGACCGAGUCAUCAUCCCACUCACUAUCAUCCUAUACCUCCUCGCCUACCUCGACCGUGGAAAUGCUGGAAACGCAAAGCUCCAAGGCCUCGAAACCUCCCUUCAUCUGACCGACACCGAGUUCAGUGUCGUCCUGGCAUGUUUCUACGUCGCUUAUAUCGUCUUCAACAUCCCGGGUAAUGUUGCGACGAAGAUCUUGCUGCCGAGUACCUCCAUCGCAAUGGGUGCCAUGCUCUGGGGAAUCGCAUCCUCUCUCCAAGCCGCCACAACAUCCUACGCCGGUAUCAUCGUCUGCCGCCUCUUCAUCGGUAUCGGCGAAGCGUUCUUCGGUCCCUCCGUACCCCUCUACUACUCCUACUGGUACAAACGCGACGAAAUCGCCUUCCGCAACGCCCUCUUCAUCGGCAUGGGUGCCCUCGCCGGAACCUUCGGCGGCCUCAUCGCCUUCGGCGUCCAACACAUCCACUCCUCCAUCUCCACCUGGCGAAUCCUCUUCCUCAUCGAAGGUCUUCCCACAAUACUCUUCGCGAUCGCAAUCUUCUUCGUUCUCCCCUCCUCGCCCGAGAAAUCGAAAUACCUCACCGAUUCCGAACGCGAACUCCUCCUCAACCGCCUGUCCCGCGACGGACUCGUCGACACCGGCAAGUUCGAUUGGUCGGGAUUCCGUCGUGCGGUGACGGACUACAAAGUCUACCUAUGUGGUAUCAUCUACCUCGGCGUCAACAUCACCCUCGCAUCCAUCUCCGGUUUCCUCCCCACCAUCAUCAAGAACAUGGGAUACACCGCCGCUGAAGCACAACUCUACACCGUUCCGCCCUACGCCGUCGCAACCUUCCUCACCGUCGCAACCUCCUGGGUCUCUGACAAAUCUCGUCUCCGUGGUCCGUUUGUCGCAGGAUACAUGGCCCUGUCCGCCAUCGGCUUCGGAAUCCUCAUGGGAGUGCAGCAUAACCAACACGUCCGCUACUUUGCCACCUUCCUCGUCGUCUCGGGCGCGUUCACCUGUAUCCCGCUCAUGCUCUCCUGGUGCUCGAACAACUGCGGUUCUCAAUCCCAGCGUGCGGUCGAAGUUGCCAUGAUGAACGGAAUCGGACAGUGCUUCGCAAUCCUCGCCUCAUUCAUCUUCCCGUCCUCGGAGGGACCGGAGUAUCGGAAGGGUUUUGGAUUGAACAUUGCGUUCAACGGGUUGGCUGCGGUGACUGCGUUGGCGUUGAUGUUCCUCGUAAAGAGGGAGAACGAGAGAAGGGACAGGAUUGAGGGACCUCUGCCGAAGGAGGAUGAAGGGAGGGUUGAUACCGUGGGAAUGCACGACUUGGCGAGAGGAUUUAGGUACGUCAUGUGAUUGCUCGAGUAAGUGUGGUAUGUAGGACU